CGGACGGCCGGGCGCUGUGUGGGCCAUGGUGCAGCUGCGGCCGCGCGCGUCCCGCGUCCCGCCGUCGGCGAUGGUGGACGAGGGCCAGCCAGCCUCCGAGGAGGAGGAGGAGGCGGAGCACGGCCUGUUGCUCGGGCAGCCCAGCAGCGGCGCGGCCGCGGAGCCGCUGGAGGAAGACGACGAGGAAGGGGACGACGAGGACGACGACGAGGCCCCGGAGGAGCUGACUUUCGCCAGCGCCCAGGCGGAAGCACGAGAGGAGGAGCGGCGGGUUCGGGAGUCGGUGCGCAGGGACAAAACGCUCCUGAAGGAGAAGAGGAAGCGACGCGAGGAGCUGUUCAUCGAACAAAAGAAAAGGAAACUCCUUCCGGAUAACAUUCUAGAGAAGUUAACUACAGCCGGACAGACUAACAUCAAGAAAUCAUCAGGAAAGUUGAAAGAAGCGAAUUUGCAGAAGGAAAAUGAAGACUGUGACAAAGGAAGUGAUUCCAAGAAAGCUAAAGUACAAAAAGUACAGUCUGUCGGCCAGGAUAAAAGCUACUUGGCUCUAAGGCUAAAAGGUCAAGAUCUGCGAGAUUCAAGACAGCAGGCAGCAGAAGCCUUUGUACAGAAUUCUUUAUAUGGUCCAGGAACCAACAGAACUACUGUAAAUAAGUUCCUGUCUCUUGAACAUAAGAGGUUACCAGUGAAAAAGGCUGCAGCCCAGUUUCUGAAUAAUGCUUGGGGAACUCAGAAAAAACAAAAUGCCAAGAGGUUUAAAAGACGGUGGAUGGUCAGAAAGAUGAAAACUUCUAAGAAGUAAAUCAAAUGAAGUAAAUGAAGGAUGAGAACUUGUAUGUAUAGGACUCAGUUAUUUGGGUUAGAAAAUGCUCUUAAAAAGAUCUAAUAAAUGAUUUAUAAAGAGUUUUGAAGGGUUACUGCAAAACUCGUAGGUCUGUUGGGGGAAGUACCCCAUCACCUCUCAUCCUUCAGGACAGUCCUGCCUCGUAGUUUCUGAGAACGACGUUGGAAGACAAACCGGUUCAAAAGAAUGGUUUCCCUUUUUUAUGAGCGUUUGCGC
Messenger RNA from Puma concolor (puma), 1060 nucleotides. RefSeq names its product nucleolar protein 7 (gene NOL7). Gene Ontology annotation, molecular function: RNA binding. The record is from RefSeq and is a predicted model, not a curated record. Lineage: Eukaryota; Metazoa; Chordata; Mammalia; Carnivora; Felidae. Gene Ontology annotation, cellular component: nucleus; nucleolus.